GCGGCUCCCUCAGAGCGCUGAGGUCCCGGGGCAGAGGCUCCUGUGGAUACUUCGCAGCGUCUCUAAACAAAGCGUUCAGCCGCUUUUUAUUUUUUUUUUGUCUGGGGUGGAUUUUUGCUCGUCUACCCUGCAGCCGUUGCUUGAUCAAACCCCUCGUCCUCCUGCUGCCCCAGCCAUGGUGAUGUUCAAGAAAGUGAAGAACUUCAUGGUGGCCUUCAGCGAGCCCGACAAGGUCUACUGCAGCGGGGACAAGGUGGCCGGGCGCGUGCUGGUGGAGGUGGCCGAGGUGACCCGCGUCAGCGCCGUCAAGGUGUUGGCAUGUGGCGUGGCCAGGGUGACCUGGGCCAAGGGCCCGGCCCAGUGCCGGCAGGAGAUGGAGUACCUGCGCUUCGAGGACGUGCUGGCGCUUGAGGAGCAGCCCACGGACGAGGACGGCUCCGUCAUCCUGAGACCCGGCAACAAGUACGAGUACAAAUUCGGCUUCGAGCUGCCCCAGGGGCCGCUGGGCACCACGUUCAAGGGGAAGUAUGGCUCUGUGGAUUACUGGGUGAAGGCGUCCCUGGAGCGCCCGGCCUGCCCCACGCAGCAGGUGAAGAAACGCUUCGAGGUGAUGGAUCCUGUGGAUGUGAACACCCCAGAGCUGCUGUCUCCAGUGGCAGCCAAAAAGGAGAAGAAAGUGUCGUGCAUGUUCAUCCCCGACGGACGCGUGUCCGUCAGCGCCCAGAUCGACAGGAAAGGCUUCUGCGAAGGCGACGAGAUCUGCAUCAACGCCGACUUCGAGAACACCUGCUCGCGCAUCGUGGUGCCCAAGGCGGCCAUCGUGGCCAAGCACACCUACCUGGCCAACGGGCAGACCAAGGUCUUCUGCCAGAAACUCUCCUGCGUCCGUGGCAACCACAUCAUCUCUGGCACCUCGGAGUCCUGGCGCGGCAAAACCAUCCGUGUGAAGAAGCUCAAGCCCUCCAUCCUGGGCUGCAACAUCCUGCGGGUGGAGUAUUUCCUGCAGAUCUAUGUCAGCGUGCCAGGCUCCAAGAAGAUCAUCCUGGAGCUGCCUCUGGUCAUCGGGAGUCGCUCCGGCAUCGGCAGCCGCAGCUCCAGCAUGGCCAGCCAGACCAGUUCUGAGAUGAGCUGGGUGGACCUGAACCUCCCUGAUGCCCCCGAGGCCCCCCCGUGCUACCUGGACAUCGUUCCCGAGGAUCACCGGCUGGAAAGCCCCACCACGCCCCUCCUGGAUGAUCCCGAUGGAUUCGACAGCCCCAUCUUCAUGUACGCCCCCGAGUUCAAGUUCAUGCCUCCCCCCACCUACACGGAGGUGAGCGCGGCGCCGGCGCGGGAGGGGCCCGGUGGGUCUGUGGUCGCCGGCCUGCAUCCCUCACCCUCCUCCUGCUCCGUGGGCCAGGUGGAUCCCUGCACGGCCAACAACAACACCAGCAGCACCAGCAACAACAACAGCAACAACAACAGCAACAGCAACAACAACAUCCAGUGAGAUCCACACCCACGCCGGGGGGUCGCUCCCGCUUGCCUGGACUCGGCUCCUUGUGCCACACACCUGCAGCACAUCUGGGAGAACAGCUGGAGGGGCUCCCGAGGAGCUGCUGCAUCCCCAGGAGCUGCUGCAUCCCGAGGAGCUGCUGCAUCCCCAGGAGCUGCUGCAUCCCAAGGAAUUGCUGCAUUCCCCAUCCCGAAUCUCGAGGAAAAAAACAAAAAAAACCCUCAAGGACCUGUUGGGGAGACGAGGCAGAUCCAGCUGGGAAAAAAAGCUGGAAAACCUCGUGGCGGUUGGGACACAACGCUGCCUGUCCGCGCCCUGUGGCGACACGUGGUGACAGGGAAUAGUGGUUUUGAUGAAUUCCAUCUUAAUUUUGUAACUCUGGGUGCUGCUCUGGCUGCCCCGCGCUCCCGCCGAGGGAGGGGGGCGCUGUGAAUCCGUCCUGUCGUGACACGACGCUGAUGUCGCGACCUUUUGUACUCUGGUUUUGUACAUAGCCUUUCGGGGAGGGGAGGGGGAAAGCACAAAAAUGCAAAUUUUGUACCUUUUCGUGGCCCCUGGGGGGCGAAAUUUGUAAUAAACUUGUAAUAAAUAAAUGAAACAGUU
Molecule: messenger RNA, 2098 nt
Organism: Onychostruthus taczanowskii (white-rumped snowfinch)
Lineage: Eukaryota; Metazoa; Chordata; Aves; Passeriformes; Passeridae
Gene: TXNIP
Product: thioredoxin interacting protein
Exons: 7
Coding region: 176-1489 (437 amino acids)
Biological process (GO): protein transport
Cellular component (GO): cytoplasm
Molecular function (GO): ubiquitin protein ligase binding
Source: RefSeq, a predicted model, not a curated record